AUGUGUGAACAUAAACUCACUCCCAAUCUACAUUAUGUGAAAUCAUUGUUUCUUGGUUGGUUAUUUGAGUCAUUGAAGAACGCCAUUGCUUCAAAGCAGGAUUUAUGCAGGGGAGGUAGGAAUCGAGGGGCUUAUACUUCACAAUUUGACCAAUUACAUGAUGAUAUGAUGACGAUAACUACAAUACAAAAGUUAAUGGGUCUAUUGAUGACUGGCGGAGGUCAGGGUGGUGCUAGGGUGGUUCAGGAAGCUCUGCAUAUCGGUGAAACUGUUGAACAUAAGGUUAGUUGA
Lactuca virosa is the source of this 291-nucleotide messenger RNA. The record is from the annotation of a GenBank genome assembly. Lineage: Eukaryota; Viridiplantae; Streptophyta; Magnoliopsida; Asterales; Asteraceae.